UGCUUUGUUUGAACGCGCACGCUCGGGCUCGUGUUGCUGCGCGUGCUAGUAUGCGCGCUACUGAGGCAGCUCGCUGGACGUCUUUUUUUUUUUUUUUUUUUUUUUUUUAUUAACCGCCGUUACGGUGUUGAAAUCGCGAGGAGUGUGACACAAGAGCGCGAGACAGGAGCGCGCCUCCGCGGUAGCGCGGAGCCGGCCCGCGACAGCACGGCACGGCGGAGUCGCGCGGAGUUGCAGUACUUCACUCCAGACGAGUUUCACUCACUUCACAUCCGGGUUUUUUCCCUAGGCAAUGGGAGCCGCAGCACCGCCGUUCCUUAGGCAAACCGGGAGCUGGAGAGAGGAGGACCAUUUCCCGGCCAGGUGUGGUAAUCCUGAGUUCACUUGGAUGGUGUUCCAAACGGAAGACGGUGUGCAGGCUGAAAGCUCACCUGGACUGACUUGCAGGCAGAAGGGAUCGAUGAUGGAAUUACAAGCACUACAGGAGGCCCUGAAAGUAGAAAUACAGAUCCAUCAGAAACUGGUUGCCCAGAUGAAGCAGGAUCCUCAGAAUGCUGAUCUGAAGAAGCAACUUCACGAACUCCAAGCCAAGAUCACAUCACUGAGUGAGAAGCAGAAAAAGGUGGUGGAGCAGCUGAGGAAGGACUUGUUGAAGCAGGAGCAACCUGAGCUCAGGGCGCAAGUCCAGCCCCCGCCUCUGUCAGCAGAUGGCAAGCACACAGCACAGCUGGCAGCACUAGAAGGCAAAGCCUCUGUGCUACCAGCAGCCCAGUCCCCAGUACCCCUGCCAGCAGGAAGUCUGGGUGCCCAGCAGAAGACUUUGACAGUCACCCCAGUCAUUGCCACUAAGACACUACCUCUGGUGCUGAAAGCUGCCACCCCAGCAACACCUGCUUCCGUUGUGACACAGCGGCCCACGGUAGCCAUGGUCACCGCCAUCAGCAACGUUACAAGUGUAGUCAACUCAGAAACACAGAACACACCCAUCAACCUUCAGACGGCAAACAAGUUGACCAGUCAGGGAGGAGAGGGUGUGCGAAUAGUCUCCAAGAACGCUGUCGUCGUGCAGCCCACCACCACCGCUCAGCCUAUCAAAGUUCCUCAGUUUAUCCCUCCUCCUAGACUGACGCCUCGACCCAACUUUCAGCCACAGGUCCGGCCUCAACCUAUCACACCUAACAAUGUGCCCAUCGCUCCCGCGCCACCCCCCAUGAUGGCGGCGCCACAGCUGCUUCAGCGACCGGUCAUGCUGGCCACAACGAAGCUGACUGCCACCAGUGGUCCCAUUCAUCAGGUGCGCAUCAUGAAUGGCCAGUCAUGCACUGCUGUUGCCAAGACCCUGCCUGGUGGCCAGCUGGCAGGCAUUGUCAUCACCCCACCUGCUGCACCCUGCCUACCUGGUACCCCGGUACCUCAUACUGGGGGCCUCACUGCUGACACCAAGACUGUUAAUACUCAGGGUGGGACUGAGCAGAAGGCCACAGUCACGGCUCCUUCCUCUCCCACAUCCACACCUUCGGCUUCAGCCAAGCCAAAGCGUGAUGAGAACCCCCAGAAACUGGCCUUCAUGGUGUCCCUCGGACUAGUGACGCACGACCACUUGGAAGAAAUUCAGAGUCGGAGACAGGAACGCAAGCGGAGAACAACGGCAAACCCUGUGUACAGUGGAGUUGUGUUUGAACCGGAGCGCAAGAAAAGUGCAGUGACCUACCUAAAUACUCCUCUUCACCAAGGCACCAGAAAGAGAGGUCGCCCUCCAAAAUACAGCAAUGUUGCAGAGCUGGGCUGCCAUGCCCCAACCUCCCCCUCCAGCAGCCAUGCCGCCUCCCCGGCCCCAGACAAAGCCAAGAUGGGGGGCUUUCACUUCCCCGUUCACCCCCAAGCCACCCUCCCCCUGCUAAGCCCCAGCCCAGGGGAUGGAGACAUCCAUGAGGAUUUCUGCACUGUGUGCAGACGCAGUGGCCAGUUGCUCAUGUGUGACACGUGCUCUCGUGUCUACCACCUGGAUUGCCUGGAACCCCCUCUCAAAGCCAUUCCCAGAGGCAUGUGGAUCUGUCCCAAAUGCCAAGACCAGAUACUGAAGAAAGAAGAAGCAAUUCCAUGGCCAGGAACGCUGGCUAUUGUGCAUUCCUACAUUGCAUAUAAAGAAGCAAAAGAGGAGGAGAAGCAGAAAUUAGUAAAGUGGAGCAUAGAGCUAAAGGAGGAGAGGGAACGGUUGGAACAGCGUGUCAAGCAGCUCAGUAGCUCCAUCACAAAAUGCAUGGAGACAAAGAACUCAGUCCUGGCCCAGCAGAAGGAGAUGCAGGCUUCACUGGAGAAAGUGAAGAACUUGGUGCAGCUCAUCCAAAACACGAGCCUUGCGCAGUGCCCAGACACAGCAGCCUCUCCCGGGAUGGUGAACGGAGGAGCAAACUGUGCAGGCAACGGUACUCUCAACAGCCCAGCCAACAGUACACAGCAACCAGAAGAGGAACAGGGAGAAGGAGAGGACCUCAGAAACAACAGUGGCAGUGAUGGAAGUGACAGCAAGACCUCGGAGUCCAGCAAGUCUCCUGUGCCACCUCCCAAAAGCAGUUCAGACAGUGAAAAAUAGUUUUCACUUUGUGGGUGAGAGAGACGAAAACUAGGACUAUAAAGAGAGCAAGUGCACACUUGCACCCUGAAAGGUGCCACCAGUUGCCAAUCAAUAUAUAAUUAUAUAUGAAAUUAUAUAUAUCUAUAUAUAUAUAUCUAUAUAUAUAUAUUUAGUCAUUGUUGUGUAUUGUUGGAGUGUGUCAACAAAAGAUCAGCAUCCAGAAUGCCAGCCUCGAGACCUGGAGGAGACAGAAGUAGACAGUACCAGCAUCAUGCCAACCAAUGGUAGAGAAGUCACAAUAACAAGGCCGAUAAUAAUAAUAAUAAUAAUAAUAAUAAUAAUAAUAAUAAUAAUAAUUUAAAACAUCCCGCCAGUGUGUGCCUGCAACACUCGCCCUGAGCCUCUCUUGUGGGGAUUUUUUCUUAGGUUGUCUCAGUCUCCGAAUCCAGGGCAGCGGGGUCUGAAGAUGUCCAAAGACUGUGUGUUUGCCAUGAGACCCUGCUGGUGUGUCUCCAGCAUGGAUGGGUAUGAAACUUAAACCAAAAGGACAGCACAGAAACCAGGAACAGGUCUAUUGGGAGUGUGGGGGAAAGUGCAGUAUUUUGUCCACAGUACAAGUCUUGUCUUUUUUGUGGGAGGCUGUCGUGCAUCUCUGUGACCAUGAGCAUUGUUGCAUUUGGACUUGGGUUGAAAAUACAAGAGCAUUCAUCAAAUCACCACCCUCCUUCCUGGAACCUUCUUUCACAAAAAAUGGCCACAAACACUGCCACCUGCUGUAAGGCCAGUGACAGUGGCAGGGCAGCAUGGCCACCAAGGAGGUCAGACCUUUGAGAAACUUGUCAGUGUGACGUACAGGAGUGUUUCCUAAGCCGGUGUAUCAGACUCCUGGCUGCAAACAUGCAAUCUCAAAACAUACCUUGUUUCCGGGGAGUAUUCUUAUAUUUAAAAAGAGAAAAAAAAAAAAAAAAUUCAGGUCUUCCUCAUGUUCAGAAAAAAAGAACAUUUAAAAGUGCUUUUCUGUUUCAUAAAACAAUCAUUUCUAAUAAAAGGUGUAAUAGUUGGAAUAGUUUCUUUAAAAUUUUCUUUUUUUAAACUUUAGGAUAUGUGGAUGUGUUGAAUUCUAAACUGCCAAAUGCUAUCAUAUCAAAAUCCAGCAGGGAGGUAUUUUAUUUAUAUCUGAUCAAGAGAAUUUUACAAAAGUGUGAUUUCAGCAAAUGGGUAAAACAAGCUUUGUUUUUGCACCUUGCUCAUACUAAAAAAUGUGUCUGCAAGACACAGGGUAAAGAGUGUAACAAUUACUUGUAGCCCAGGAGAAUUGAAAAAGGAACCUGGAUAUUAAAGCACAAUUAAUUGCAAGGAGUAUCAAAUUAAAGUCAUUUUUACUUUUUUAAGAUUUUUACCAAUAUUUUCAUUUAGCCUACACAGUAAAGGGAAAGCUGUCAUUUAAUUUUUUAAUCUUUCAAAUUUUUGUUUUGCACAGGUUUUGCAGAAACCUUGAAUAUUACAAAAGUUGACUGACCAUGAAUGCCUUUUGAAAUAUUAAGGAAAUGGACUGUUGGUGACCUUUACUUAGUUUCGGAACAUUAGUUUCAAGGUCUGAGUGAUCAUCACUGACCCUGCAAAGUACUAGAUGGAGAUGACAUGAAUUACACUGUAACCAGAUUAGCUAUGAUCAUUUACAAAAGAGUAAUUUACAAAAGAGUAGUUUAAUUUCUAUGUUACUUGUGAUGUGAGGAUGUACUGUUUGCCUUAAGUGCAAGCAGAUACAUGAGUCAACAUGAUUGGGUUUAGCUGACAUCAGCUUUGCCCACCCUUCAGAGUGCAUAUGUGGUCUGGUGGUGGCCCUGUGAAUCAUCUCAUCUUGCCAUUGUCAUGUGCAGAGACCUAGUGGAGUGAUCGUGUGGAUCUGUUGUUGAUAUCUUGCAUAUUGUGUAUGUCUACUUUUAAUGCCCAUAUAACACAUACCUAUGAUAAAGUGUUAGAACUGGAAUGCAAACCUCAUUGUUCAAUGGCUCAAUCAAAUCUGUAAGACAAAUGAUAUACAGUGAACGUUAAAAAUACUAUAAACAGUAUAUUAAUUCAG
Molecule: messenger RNA, 4658 nt
Organism: Scleropages formosus (Asian bonytongue)
Lineage: Eukaryota; Metazoa; Chordata; Actinopteri; Osteoglossiformes; Osteoglossidae
Product: PHD finger protein 21A-like
Exons: 19
Coding region: 293-2593 (766 amino acids)
Biological process (GO): negative regulation of transcription by RNA polymerase II
Cellular component (GO): histone deacetylase complex
Molecular function (GO): chromatin binding
Source: RefSeq, a predicted model, not a curated record